UUGACCAUUGACGACGUCUCGUGCAACACAGGGUCUCACACCAACGGCACUCCACGUUGAUGCUGCUCUCCUUCAUCGUCUAAGUUGGCUAUUCACAUUUCGUAGAGAUGAGCUCUGACGAAACACCAGUCCAGCGGCGGCCUUCCGGCGCCGGGGAUGAGGGCGACGAGAACCGGCUGGCACAGUUUGGAUACAAGCAGGAGCUGAAGCGGGAUUGGGGCCUUGCCCACAACUUUGGCGUCUCCUUCUCCAUCAUUAGCGUCAUCACAGGUAUCACCACUCUCUUUUCGUAUGGCCUGAACACGGGAGGCCCUGCUGGUAUGUGCUUCUACAGGUACAUGUACCGGUGUGCCUCUCUCUGGACAUGUUGAGCCUGGAAGACUAUCAUCACUGACUGAGGAGGGGCUGGGCUGUCUCAAGUCAUGUCCGUCGGCUGGAUCCUGGUGUCCUUUUUCACCCUGCUGGUCGCCGUGUCCAUGGCUGAGAUUGUGUCGGCCAUUCCGACCAGCGGUGGGCCCUACUUCUGGGCAGCCAUGCUCGCGCCGCCGCGUUGGUCCCCCUUUGCCGCCUGGCUCACGGGGUGGUACAACCUUCUCGGACAAGUGGCCGUAACAACGGGUAUCUCCUUCGGCCUCGCCGGCCUGAUUCCCACGGCGGUCACGGUCAAGAACCCGGACUUCACGCCGACGCCUCGCGUCACCAUCGGCAUCUACGCGGCCGUGCUGCUCUCGCACGCGCUCAUCAACACGCUGGGUGUGCGGGCCCUCAAGUACCUCAACAACGUCUCCAUCGUGCUGCACAGCGCGGGCAUCACGGCGCUGUGCAUCGCCGUCCUGGCCAAGGCGCCCGCCCACCAGUCGGCCUCGUUCGUCUUUGGCCGCUUCCACGACGGCACCGCCGCCGUCGAGGGCGCCGAGGGCGCCGAGGGCUGGAGCGUCCGCGCCAGCUCCGUCUACGUCGCCGUCUGCGGCGCCCUGCUCUCGCAGUACACCCUCACCGGGUUCGACGCCUCGGCCCACCUGAGCGAGGAGACGAAGAAGGCGAGCUGGAGCGCCCCCAUCGGCGUCAUCUCGAGCGUCGGCUUUAGCGCCCUCUUUGGCUUCUUCGUGCUGAUGGCCCUGCUGUUUUCGAUCCAGGACUUUGCCGCCGUCUUGGACAGUCGCUAUGGGCAGCCGGUGCUGCAGAUCUUUGUCGAUGUCGCCGGCGAGGACGGCGCCCUGGCUCUGUUUACCCUCAUCAUGGUCUGCGUCUGGCACUGCGGGCUUUUCAGCAUGACCAGCAACAGCAGGAUGAUGUUUGCUUUUGCACGGGAUGGCGGAAUUCACCCCUUCUUCAGCAAGGUUGACGACCGCUUCCGCUCCCCGACCCGGGCCGUCUGGCUCGCUGCCACACUCUCCUUUAUCCUCGCACUGCCUUCGCUGGGGUCGGAGGUCGCCUUCUCGGCGGCAACUUCGAUCGCCACCAUCGGCCUGUACAUCAGCUACGGACUGCCCGUCCUCAUCGGCCUGAUCUGCCACAAGUCCUUCGUGGCGAUGAAGGGCCCCUUCAACCUCGGCGUGCUGUCCCGGCCCGUCGCGGCUGCCACCUGUCUCUGGAUCGGCUUCAUCACGGUCGUCUUCUGUCUGCCAACGGCCAACCCGGUCACUAGCCAGACGUUCAACUACACGGCUGUGGCCGUCGGCAUCGUCGGCGCCUUUGCCGUGGGGCUCUGGGUCUUCUGGGCCCAUCGCUGGUUCACCGGGCCUUCGGCCGAGGUGUCGGAGGCCCUGAGGUUAGGAGUCGACAUCACGGAGCCUGGUGCGCUCGAGGCGCGGGCAAAGGAGGAUGCCUAAUAGGUACAUCCGUAAUUACCUUGGGAAGCGCUAAUUAGCCGCUGGGUACGUAAGGUCAGGUUCUAAUUCUGUCCGACGUGGCUGUGUGUAAUUACCUACUUCAUCACGUAAUUAGAUAAUUACCAGCCGCAGCAGCACAAACAAAA
Molecule: messenger RNA, 1978 nt
Organism: Thermothelomyces thermophilus ATCC 42464
Lineage: Eukaryota; Fungi; Ascomycota; Sordariomycetes; Sordariales; Chaetomiaceae
Exons: 5
Coding region: 423-1832 (469 amino acids)
Biological process (GO): transmembrane transport
Cellular component (GO): membrane
Molecular function (GO): transmembrane transporter activity
Source: RefSeq, a predicted model, not a curated record